Electrophorus electricus (electric eel) is the source of this 5726-nucleotide messenger RNA. RefSeq names its product TNF superfamily member 18 (gene tnfsf18). Lineage: Eukaryota; Metazoa; Chordata; Actinopteri; Gymnotiformes; Gymnotidae. Gene Ontology annotation, molecular function: protein binding. The record is from RefSeq and is a predicted model, not a curated record.
AGAAAUUACAUGUCGGUACCAAUGGCCUUUCCAUCUCAUAGAUAAAACUUUCCCACCUCAGGCUUUAUUCUUACAAACUGUAGUUUUCUCUCUGACCCACUAACGUCUGUGUAUGCGCCUUCAGUCUUCUGCCUGUAUGGAUGUUUAUGGGUUAAUUGUAGUUGUUCAUUGUUAUGCUGUAUCUUUUUCCCCAUCUCUUCCCAGACCACACACCUCUCUGAUCUCUUCACUGGUUUUAUGGGUGGUGUCAACAUUUUCUGAGUUUGGGGGAAAAAUAGACUGUGAUAUGGUUGUUUUACUUGUAGGAAGAAGUGGUGUUGUGAUAGAGAAAGUGAGAGCGUGAGGAAGAGAGAAAGAGAGUGUGAAAGAGAGAGAGAGAGAGACAGAGAGAGAAUUAGUUACUGCUACAGAAAAGAACAUUCUGAAAUUGUUAGCUAGUUGUGUAUGUUGGUAACUAAUAUUUAAGGUCAGAAUUAGGUUUGGUAAUUGUUAUUAUCUUACAUAUAUGUAGUUACACAUUCAUAUAUGCCAUAUGUAUAAUCCCACCUCUUUAUAUAAAAGAAAGUGUGUGUGUGUGUGUGUGUGUGUGUGUUCAGAGUUGGUUUCACAUGAGGUCCUAGGUGUAGUUGGGUGUGAUUAAAAAGCCAUGGUCCAGAAACCCUAAGCGGCCCUGAAGCCUGUGACAACCUUGACAACAGAGAUUUUGCUUUCUUCUCUAUUUAGUUAGCACACGUAAUCCACACAUGCUGUGUCCACGCUGGUGUAACAGCGAGUGGAAAACAGGAUUACAUCAUUCCUGACAUCACUAUUGCCAGUUUGGGCGAAGAGACCAACUUGAAUUUAACUUCUCUCCCCAUCUGUCUAAGCAGUGACUGACAAAUUCCCUCCUGCAGAGAGAAGGUACAAAGGUCAGCGUCUUGUACAGUGCAUGCGGGAUUUUUUUUAAAAAUGGUGCGCUUGCGGUGCUAGUGAAUGGUUUAGCAAUGUUGCCAAAUCGGAGACAAAAAUCCCCAGUCAACCAAGAUCUGGGUGAGAUAUACACAUGAACACACACAGUUUAUUCAUAUACAGAUACACAUAUACACAGCAUAUGAAAAAACUGUCAAAAGACACAAUAAAACAUGGACAGAGACAGAUGACAGAGACAUUCGGUAAAACACGUAAAGCACAGAGUGGAUAGUCAGGCACAGACUAGGAUUGAGGAAGGUCAUGGACUAGGGAAAAUAAGGAUGUUUUAAAGUUAGGAUUCAAUCUGGAGAGAAGUGGAUUACUGGACAUGAGAAGUGAGAGUUCCAGGGGCGAUCGGAGGAGCUGUGAAGGUUGAAUGCAGGAACAGUGAGGGUCCUGGAAGAAGACCCCUAAGAUUCUGGGGAAUGGGUAUAACAUGCUGGUGAGACCAGGUGGGAGCGAGAAGGUGGACAACAAAGUUCUGAACUGUCUGAAGCCUGUGAAGGUCAGGAGAGAGCUGCAGGAGUCCAGGCGGUUGGACAGGACAGCACAGAUGUGAGAGUCCGAAGUGGAUGGUUGGGAUUUGAGCAAUGUAGCACGGGUAAAAGAAAAAUGAAACAACAGAGUAGACAUGGGUGUCAAAUGAGGGCGUUGGGUCGAGGCUAAUGCCCAGAUUUCAAACCGGGGGGGGGACGGCACUCAGUGAAGUGUGAGGGAAGCAUUCUCUGGUGUUUUCUAGUCAAAAGAUGUGAAUGAUCAAUUGUAAUUGUGCUUGUAAAUGCUAUACUGUAGUAAUAUGGUUAAAACAUUGACCACUGAAUGAACAAAGUUAUAUUUAUAUAGCAUUUUUCCAGGAACCUAAGGUCACUUUACAGUUAACACACACACAGCUUUUACAUCCAGACACGCAUCAGUGAGAAGCGGCAAUUGUGUCCAAAGCCUCAGGCUCCCAAGGGUCUGAACGAUGUGCAGAGAGGGAGAGAGGAAAAAACCCAGCGCACCUUCCACUACUAGACAUGCAGACACACACACACCAGGACAAUAUUAGGAUAGCCAGCUGAUCUAACCUCCAAGGCUUUUGGACUGUGGCAGGAAACUGGAGACCCCCAAAGAAAACCCACAUAGACAAGGGGAAAAUGUUGAAACUACACCCCGGUAGGGACGCAAACAUGAGAUGCUCGCGAUCAGAGGCAAACUUGCUAACCACCAAGCCACCAUGCUGACUGUCAUGUACUUAAAAUGAUUUUUUCAGAUUUUGAAAUAAUUUGUCAGAUUUUGAACCGUAAAGCACGCCAGUUCGGAUUAGAUGAAGCAGAUGGGGUGGCUAAACAUGUGGGAGGUGUACGUUCCAGUAAAGGUCAGACAUGUCCAGCACUCACUGGGAGACACCUCCCACUAGUCCCUUGCCUUUAUUGGACGCUAAAGAGAAAGACAAAAAGUAGAUUGACAAAAAAACGAGAAGUCAGGGGCAGAUUGAGGCGAGGUGAGACGCAGCGUCAGCGCUGACCGCGGUUUUGGAGCUGAGGUCUGCGGAGUGGUGAAGAUUUUUUUGAGUAACUGUUUUGAUGCGAUGCGUUUCCGCCACGGCAGGACCUGGGUACGCUCGCGCCUCUCUUCCUCUGUCUAGCGAGAGGGCCCGUCCCUCUGCGCAAGGGGGCGGCGUUUCUCUGCCUCUCUUGCACUUUUCUGGUUCUGCCUCUCCCUCCGUCUUUCUACGCGCAGUUCGCUCAUAUGGUCUCAGGGGACAUACACCACCGCUCUCCUCCUGGACACCUGUAGAGACAGCCACAGUCGUAACGAACGUUUGCUCCUGCCUGCUCGCCCUCGCGCACGCAAAAAAACCAACUGCACAGGAAGCAAAACUCAGGCUGAGGUUUCUUAGCCGCCAGAACCCCAAGACUAGGAAAGGAAUUAUACUCUCACUCACUCUCUCUUUCUCUCUCUCUCUCUCUCUCUCUCUCUCUCUCUCUCUCUCUCGUUUUGGUUCUGGCCUGUCUUUGCCUCCACCCACCUGCGUCUCAUUGGCAUCUCGCCGCUGACUCAUCUGGCCUUGUCUCCUGACGCAUCGUGUCGCCUCGCCGUCGCCCUUACCGGUAACGGAGCGCCGGCACCUCUCCAGCCGUGCUAUGGAGGGACAGGUGUGCUACAACCAGGACGGAUGUGGUGCUCGGGUGGCACAGCUGAGGAGGCUGGUUUGGGUGCUGCUGGCAUGGGCCUCGCUCCUCACCGCGGCCCUGGUGGUCUCCAUCUCUCUUCAGUUCUUCUACCCCAGAGCUUUCAGCCUCACGGAACCAGCCAGUGGCCCUGUUCUCAGUCCCGCCCCACUGAAGAGAACUAGCCUGCACCUGUUCGACUACAGCAGCUGGGAUAACAACAGCGGUAUGCUGGUGUGGCAGAAAUUUCCAGAAGGUAACAUCACACAGCACAUUGAAGUGGAACAUGAUGGAAAUUAUUUCCUUUAUCUACAGUUGACACUGCAGUCCACAAAUACAGGGGUGAACUAUUUGAUUGAAGUGAAAAGGGUUCUUGAAGGCGACCAGCAUGACGUAAUCUUGAAACGUCAUAUCAAUAAAUCGGAAAAUUCUACUGGCCUUAUGGGUAAAGGACUGCUUUUGUCGGCAGGCACAAAUGUGCAUGUCACCUGCAAGCCUGCAACUCAAUUUUCCAAGCAAGAUACGUACCUGGGCAUGAUCAAACUCUGAUGACGUGAUACAUACCUGGGUACGGCUCCGAUGAUGUCUUCCACGCCUGCUGCCUUCCCAGAUGUGACAUUAUUGGAGUAAAACCGAGGGUGGAGGGAGCUUGGGAACACCCUGCAUUCCUGAUGGGAAAUCUGAGCUCAGCUUCCUAGCUUUCUCUUCAGCGUCCGCCCUGUGGCCUGCAGACCCACACUGUCUAGGACAGCAGGGUCACAGGAGAUGUUUUAUUUGUUAAUCAUUCUCUUCCCUCCUGAGUCAGUAAAGACAGGACGACGCCAACUGAAGUCACCUUACGCCAAACGACGGAAAACAUUCCGGCCAUUCCGUCUGCCGAGGCUUAUGUGAGCAACCAGAGCAACAGAUAAAUUCAAGCACACACUGGUUUGUGCUAACGGCUUUGAUAAAAUUGUAGUGAAAAAAUGCACACAAACUGGCAAUGUGCAAUGAAGGGAGCGUCUCUUUAAACCUUAGCUGACCCAGGAGUCUUUUCUGUGGCCUUCUUUUCAAGGGUGCUCUUCCCAUGUUCCUGUCCCCAUCCCCCAAAGAGGAGACCGAAGCAUAUGUUUCAUAGUGCACUUUGCUUUAUCAUGGGCACUGCCGCCUGAGCUCUUCAAUGAGCUGGUGGGAAUGGUCUGGUCCUACCUCAGAACUCAACAAGUCUGUCAUUGCUCUGAGUGUCAGGACUGAAACCAGAUAACGUCCUGUCUAGGCUGACUGCGAGGAAUGAGAGUUAUUUCUCAGUGUACGAGUGCUGCAAUUCCCUUGGAUUCUGCUAAAUUUAUCCAGGAGUUAUAAUCCAGAAUGCCAUUCAAAACUAGUUUGCAAAAUUAGGUAAAAGGGUAGUCGUCCCUGUGACCAGCUCAUGUGGGAGAUACCCUGGAUUGUUUGUGUUUAUUUCUUGUGUUUGUCGUACUGAUUGUAGUUUGCAUAUAAUGCGAAUGUUGCCUCUGCUCUCACACUUAAGUCUCACGUUGGUCUAUAAAUAAAACAAUAUUACAUAAGUGAAAAAGACCAAAUUUUUAGAUAGGCUUAGAAGGACAUGUGAGUAUGAAACAUCUGGCUCUAAUUCUUGUAUAUAUCUAUUUUCUUUAAGUUUAACUUAUUUCUCUGAUUUAUUUAUAGAAAUACUUGUAUUAAUUGUAAACAACACAACAGUUGAUAUGAAUGUAUUGUUAUUAAAAGCACUGACUAAAGUUACUCAUGAAUUCAUUGCACAUUACAUACGUACAGUGAUGUGUAUAGUGAGACUGAAACAUCAAAAGGUUAAAAUCGUAAUAUUACAUAUGACAUUUUGACUUCACAGUACUAGCUCCCAUCACAGUAGGAGUGUGUGGAUUGUUUAAUUUGUCGAAAAGUGUCUUAAACUGUGGGACAUAUCAUUCCUAUAAUACUGUCCAUAUCAGACUCAAAUGACAAUGCCUGUCAUGUGACAGCUUACACGGUGGCCUACAACGGUGUGUGAAAUGAGACUUUAGAAACCACUACAGACAAAACUCUUUUUUGAGCAAUGGAACAUUAUCACAGGUUGGCAGAUUUAAAAAUCUUAUCACAUUUGUUUAUUUUUUAAACCUUUGUUGUCAAUUAAUGUAAUUCUCCCCUUUACAUUGAAAGUUCUGUAAAUAACAUACAAUUUAUGUUAUACUGUUUAAUCAAAGUGUUAUCAGUAUGAACCACAACUCAGGUUAGUUUUAUUCUUAUCUGUUUAUUUCAGAUGUCAGGGUUGUGUUGCUGUUGUUUUGAUUUGUUUUUUACUUAAUAGAGUAAAUCUUUGCUUUUGUGGUCUGCUUUUUAAAACCAUAUGGGGACUUUUAAAAUAUUUAGGUACUUUAUGCAAUAUUGUGCUUUUAUUCUUGAAAAGACUUCCUGCUUUUUAACUCCACAAUGAGCUACUGAAUGGAAUUUCACAGCAUUGUUUACACUUGGUGACAGUGUAAACAUUGCACUUCUAAUCUUAAAAUAUAUUAAGUGAAAUGUUCCUAUGACUCGACUUCUCUUGGAACCUCUGAAGGAACUUGUAUGAAUAAAACGCUUUUUAUAAAUGACCUUUUCAAUUAGAAUAUGGACUGUAUCACAUUCUCA